Populus nigra (black poplar) is the source of this 1565-nucleotide messenger RNA. RefSeq names its product polyol transporter 5-like. Gene Ontology annotation, molecular function: carbohydrate transmembrane transporter activity. Gene Ontology annotation, biological process: transmembrane transport. Gene Ontology annotation, cellular component: membrane. NCBI's taxonomy places the organism in Eukaryota, Viridiplantae, Streptophyta, Magnoliopsida, Malpighiales, Salicaceae. The record is from RefSeq and is a predicted model, not a curated record. The transcript has 2 exons. Bases 1 to 1560 code for a protein of 519 amino acids.
AUGGCUGACACUGAACUUGCUCAAGCCCAAGAAGCCAUUUCACCGGUGGGAGUUCAUAGUCCUACAAGUAUUAAGCCUCACCGUCUCAACAACCAUGCUCUUGCUUGUGCUCUUCUGGCCUCUACAAACUCCAUCUUAUUAGGCUAUGGUAAGCCCAAUUUCACCUUUCUGUCAUUUCUUGUUGGGAACGAUAUCGGUGUGAUGAGUGGUGCAGUGCUCUUUAUCAAAGAAAACCUAGAAAUCUCAUCUACUCAGGUAGAGAUAUUGGUUGGUGUUCUAAAUGUUUCUUCAUUAAUAGGCUCACUGGCUUCAGGAAAAACCUCAGAUUAUAUAGGCAGGCGUUAUACCAUAGUCUUAGCAGCCACAACAUUUUUAAUCGGUGCACUUCUAAUGGGCUUGGCACCAUCCUUCCCAUUCCUCAUGGCCGGCCGUGUCAUUGCCGGUGUCAGGGUUGGAUAUUCCCUCAUGAUUGCUCCGGUCUACUCCGCUGAGAUCUCCCCGGCAAUGGCACGCGGCUUUCUUACCUCCCUUCCUGAGGUUUUCAUUGUUUUUGGCAUUCUCCUUGGUUACAAUGUUAACUAUGCGUUAUCAGGUCUCCCACAGCAUAUUAACUGGAGGCUAAUGUUGGGUCUUGCUGCUAUACCUUCGUUGUUAAUUGGCUGUGGUGUUAUAGCAAUGCCUGAAUCCCCUCGUUGGCUUGUAAUGCAAGGUAGGUUGGACGAUGCAAAGCAGGUCUUGAUUAAAAUAUCUGAUACAAUACAAGAAGCUGAUUUCAGACUCAGUGAAAUAACAAAAGCAGCUUCAUCAGAUCAUUUAGAUUCUUCAAGUGCUAAAUGGCAUGGGCAUGGGGUUUAUAAGGAACUACUGUUGAGACCAUCUCGGCCUGUUCGCCGAAUGCUUAUUGCUGCUCUAGGGAUUAAUUUCUUCAUGCAAGCUUCAGGCAAUGACGCUGUUAUAUAUUACUGCCCAGAAGUGUUCAAGGAUGCAGGAAUUCACAGCAAGAAAAUGCUCUUUGGUGUUAAUGUCAUCAUGGGAUCUGCCAAAACUUCUUUCGUUUUGUUCUCAGCUCUUUUUCUGGACCGGUUUGGUAGGCGGCCUCUUUUGUUGUUGGGCUCAGCUGGAAUGGCGUUGUCGUUGGCUGUUUUGGGAAUGGGCUCUAAGUUUCUCGAGCAUUCCAACAGCAAGCCUAUGUGGGCUAUCGUGUUAUGCGUCGUGGCUGUGUGUGGGGUUGUUUCUUUCUUUUCUAUAGGGCUUGGGCCAAUCACAUGGGUCUACUCGUCGGAGAUAUUUCCACUGAGAUUACGGGCUCAAGGUUCGGGCCUGGCCAUAUCUGUUAACCGGCUGGUCAGCGGAGUUAUGUCUAUGACAUUUUUAACCAUUUCAAAGAAGAUAACAUUCGGAGGAAUGUUUUUUGUGCUUUCUGGAAUAAUGGUAGUGGCCACGGUGUUCUUUUAUGUCUUCAUGCUGGAGACAAAAGGGAAGACCUUAGAAGAGAUUGGGGCUCUCUUCGAGGAUAAGAAUGCGGAAGCAAGCAUUGACGAUGGAAGAGAAAUGGGAUAAAUAUA